Molecule: messenger RNA, 1686 nt
Organism: Nerophis ophidion (straightnose pipefish)
Lineage: Eukaryota; Metazoa; Chordata; Actinopteri; Syngnathiformes; Syngnathidae
Gene: gpr183a
Product: G protein-coupled receptor 183a
Exons: 2
Coding region: 172-1284 (370 amino acids)
Biological process (GO): G protein-coupled receptor signaling pathway
Cellular component (GO): membrane
Molecular function (GO): G protein-coupled receptor activity; oxysterol binding
Source: RefSeq, a predicted model, not a curated record
UGUCACCAUGGUCACUGGUGGCAAAUCAGCAGAUGUUGUAUUUGCGCAUGUGGGCUCCAGCUCGCACACAUGAAAGUGGAGCUGCCUGGUUGGGUUUGAAGUGCGGUGCCAUGUGUGGUGGACGCCGACGCACACUCGAGACCACGCAAAUUUGAGAACCAGAACAUCAAGAUGGGAUCUACAGUUUCACCCGAUCUUGCCAACAACGGCUCCAGCUGCAACACCCUGUACGAGCACAGGAGCUACGCCCGGGUCCUCAUGCCCAUCAUCUACACCGUGAUCUUCGUGGUUGGCCUUCUGGGCAACGCCUUGGCCUUGCACGUCAUCCGUCCCAACCUGAAGAAGAUGAACUCCACCACUCUGUACUCGCUCAACCUGGUGAUUUCUGACAUCCUCUUCACGCUGUCGCUUCCUGUGAGGAUCACCUACUACGCGCUGGGCUUCCACUGGCCCCUUGGCGAGGCCGUGUGCAAGAUCUCAGGCCUCAUCUUCUACAUAAACACUUAUGCCGGCGUCAACUUUAUGACCUGCCUGAGCGUCGACCGCUUCAUCGCCGUCGUCCUGCCGCUCCGCUUCGCCCGGCUGCGUAAUGUUGGCAACGUGCGCUACAUUUGCGGCCUGGUGUGGCUGCUGGUCCUGGCGCAGACCCUCCCGCUCCUUGGCAUGCCAAUGACCAACAAUGAACCGGACACCUACAUCACCUGCAUGGAAUACCCCAAUUUCGAGAAGGUAGACCAUAUCGCUAACAUUCUCAUUGGCGCCGUCUUCCUGGGUUACAUUCUCCCAAUGAUCACUAUCCUGGUGUGCUACUCCAUCCUGUGCUUCAAACUCCACUCCACGGCCAAGGCCAACCACCUGACUGAAAAAUUAGGCCGAAGCCGCAAGGCCAUCGGCGUCAUCUGCUGUGUGUCCCUUGUCUUCGUGGUCUGCUACAGCCCCUAUCACAUCAACAUCCUGCAGUACAUGGUCCGCAAGGUGGUGAACAACCCGGACUGCGCCGAUCUAACCGCCUUCCAGGUGUCCCUGCACAUCACAGUCAUUCUCAUGAACCUCAACGCAUGCCUGGACCCGUUUGUCUAUUUCUUUGCCUGCAAAGGCUACAAGAGGAAGCUCCUGAAGCUCCUCAAGCUGGAGGUCAGUAUGUCGGUUUCCAGCGCCGUCAGGACGUUGCCCGAAGGCUCCUCCAAGGACGUUAUCGACGGCAACAAGAUCCAACUCAACGGGUGCGCUUCGAGCUCGGCCACAGAGAGGCUGAUGGAGAGGAGAUCGCAGCAGUAUGUGUAAAUCAGAAGACUGAAAAGUUGAAAGGAUCCAGGCAAUACCUUUCAGUAGGACGAUAUUUGACAAAUGUGUCAAAGAUUUGGGUCAGAAUGUUCCCUGACUGACAAAUUCUGUGGUUUAGAUCUCUUGAAGUUCCUAGUGAAACAAUCAAUUAAGUGUGGAUGAACACUGUCCAUCACCAGGCUGUGAACUUCUUUUCCUGCUACUACUUCACAAUUUGAAUGUUUUGCUUCAACUGUCACAAGUCACUUGUAAUAAAUCUAUGCCGGUUUGACAUUUACAGGCUGUCAAGCACCUGCCAAAACAAGGGGGGAAGCUUUUGUUUUUCAACCAAAAGUGAAUACUGUAAAUAUGAAUAUUACAUUUUGAAUGUAAAGUUAGCAAUAAAUAAAGGCUAUAAAUGAA